This is a messenger RNA of Saprolegnia parasitica CBS 223.65, 1660 nucleotides long. RefSeq lists its product as hypothetical. Gene Ontology annotation, molecular function: protein binding. The annotation marks the transcript as partial. Lineage: Eukaryota; Oomycota; Saprolegniomycetes; Saprolegniales; Saprolegniaceae. The transcript has 8 exons. The record is from RefSeq and is a predicted model, not a curated record.
AUGGCCCACGACGCGUUUCGCUUGAUUCCGCUCUCUGGCCACGACCGAGGGCUCUACGAGACGCUGCACCGGUCCUUUCCCCGCGACAUGGUCACCAAGGCGCGACUACUCGGUGUCUUUCGCGACAUUUACGGUCUCGAAUGCGGCGCGGACCUGGACAAGCCAAAGCGCCUCUUGCUCAAGCAGCUCGAACGACUGCACUACUGGUGUGAGAACUCGACGUCCAAGAUCCCCACGUCGCACUCGAUGAGCACACUUGUGCUCAACUGGCGCCGCCUCCUCUGUGCGUUUCGCGCCUUGCGGUACCCCGCGCAGAGCGAAGAGGACCUCUUUCGCUGGUGCUUCCUCGUCUUUAGCUCGUCCGGGUACCUUGACGAGUCUCCGCAGGCGACCAUCUCCCGCCAGCAACUGUACGAGAUCUUCAACAUGCUCAGCCCCAACCACGCGUGCUCGCGCAUCCUCAACCAACGGAUUGCACAAGCCGACAAUUUGCUACCCGUGUCGGUGCUCGUGCGCGAUACCAUUCGCUUCCAGCAUAUGCAGAGUCUCAUGGCGCAGCCGCCGCUACAAGAGCUCUUUGCCCCGGCGUCUAAAGCAACGCACUUCUUCCACGAGCUCACGAGUCCGUGCAUCCGCGAGUAUUUGUAUCUCGCGCGAAAAGACGCCCAGGACAAGGCCACAUGCCAGCGGUUCCUGCUCCAAUACAAACGCCGCAGCUUGCGCAAGUGCAUGCGCGAGUGGUUGCUGUAUGUUGACGCGCGCCACCGUGCGCGACAAACGGCCAUUCGCUGCCUCUUGCAUCUCUCGACGUACAAGCAAGCCAACGCGUUUGAGAAUUUAAAAGAACACGCGUUGCAAGACGUCGCCGCGUCCGAGAUCCAGCGCGUCUACCGAGGGCUGCGGGGGCGCAAACUCUUUGUCUCUGUCCUCGCCACGUAUGAAGCGGCCGUCAGCAUUCAGCGCAUCUAUCGGCAGCGCGGUGACUUUCUCAAGUACCUCAAACGACUCCAAAUGCAGAGUCGGUUUGCCAUCAAAAUUCAGCGUGUCUUUCGUGGCUGGCGAGGCCGCGUUCUUGCGCGCAAGGUGCUCCUCGCGUACUUCCAAGCCGAAAUGGCCAAGAUCCAAGCCGACCGAGCAGCUUUUUACGCAACGAUCCGCGACCACGCCGCGCGACAGCUUCAACGCUUCUGCCGCAAAUGCCACCGCCACGUCCAAGAAAAGAAGGCAGACGACAACUCGCGCGAAAAUCGCCGCGUCGAACUCGAGAUGCAAGCACUUUUGGACGCGGCGUCGCGGCAAAAGCAAGACCACAAGCGCGCGGUGACCGAGUACUACGACACACUGCGCGAACAGACGCACGCGGCUGAAGCGCGGCGCAAGAUCGACGACAAAGAAAAGCAAAAGGUGACGCUGCGCCGUCGGCGGCGCGAGUGGGAAGAGAUCUUCCGUCAACGCGACGAGAAAGCCGCGGCCAAAGCGCGCGAGAAAGCCGAGAAAUGGACACAAUUCCAAGCCGAUUGGAGCACUAAGGUCGAGAGCCGCGCGAACCUUGUCCGCGCACAGCUCCAAGAACUCUUGCUGCGACCGACGUCCAAGGAGCAAGACGCGAUCAAGGCCGACCUCGAACGCCGCACGACCCAACACUUUAAGGCACAACGAC